UACAUGGAAAUCAACGCUGCAUAUCACACAGAGGAAUGAGGAGCCUUAAGUAAAGCGCAGCGCUGAUAAACCAAACUUUAGGUAUAGGAACUGAGGAAAUGGCUACAAGGGCACCGUGGAAGCGAUAGCGGGCCACGGGACAUUCUGCACACCGGAGCGUGGCGCCCGGGCUGCGGGAGCCGGGAUCUCCCGCCAAACAGACCGGAAGUGACGUUGAACUGAGCGGCGGCAGUUUAGGAGAAAAAAGGAGCAUGAACAACUUUAAAGAGCUUAUGGAACAAUUUCAGAAGCCAUUUCAAAUUCUGCUUCACACACUAACCCUGGGCACGUCGGGAGCUACCAGUGCAUUUCGUAUUCUGCAGCGUAUCCAGUCAAAACAGUCUCUUCAUUGGAGAACCUUCAUAGAGACACUGUGCCAACCUGAGCCGUUUUUGGAAGGGAACAAGCAGAAGUUAAGUCUAAAGCCACUGUUUUACCUUUUACCAGUACUGGUCAGAAGAAACCUCUUAUCAUUUCUUCACUUGGCCAGUAGUUAUGUACCUAAAGACUGUCUGCAUCAUCUCAUCUCACAGUUAAAGAAAAACCUGGACACUGAUCUCUGGAUACAGAAAUUAAUUGACGUCCUGGAGCAAGACUUAGAAGGUGGAUCAUGUUAUUUGAAGUCAAAUUCACAUUCAAACAGGUUUCAGAAGCAAUUGAAAUAUCUCUGUCAAACGCUGGUUGGAAAUUCUGAAGAUCCUUCAGGUGCUGAAAAAAGGUUGGGUUGGUACUACAAUCAACAAAAUGUCAGCAGUGAUAAAUCAUGUGAAGGUACAGAAGACAAUAUAACAUUAACACAGAACUCAAAAAAACGAAAAAAUAUUCUGAAAGGUGCAUCACUUUUGGAAGAUGAUGAGCAAAAUAUAACAAAGAAAAUAAAACUAGCAGAGGACAUUGUCUCUUUGGAACCCUUUAUUAUCAAUGAGAACCAGGGUGUAACUUCAAACUCGGAAAACAUGAAGCUUAUCCAAACACACAUGCAAAACAAGAUGGGCAUUGUUGAAGUAGAGCAGGAAGUCCUUCCAAAAACAGAGAAAAAAGUUGAUCUACCUGAACAUAUCAAGUCUUCAGUAUCCACACUGAGAGAUAUAUUUGAAGCAGACUCAGAUAAGUUGGAACCGCCUGAAGAGUUAAAUAUCCUGAAUGAAUGUGAUCCAAGCCAGCUGGAGAAACUCUGUUUAUUAUUGCGGCUCUCUGAACUCUCAGAGCACCAACUGCCCCUGGCCUGCAACAAAAUGAUCUCACUAUCUUCUGAUCUCAGUUACAGCAAUGCAACCGUGCUUGCUCGGACCCUCUUCUUGACAAGGGUACUCUCACUGACAGAGCCUGCAUCACGCUUUCUAACAGCUGCCAUCACUUUGUUCUGCAAGAAAUAUCCACGCCCAAUCUGCAUUGCAAUGAUUGGGCCACUCCUUCAGACUCCAGACAUAGGAAAUGUUCAAGUGGAACUCAUAUGCAGGCUUAUGGAAGACUGCCUCGAACCAGACCAUUUAACAGUGACUUUUAGACAUAUCCUGUCGGUAACAUGGAGUGAAGAAAUACUUUCUGUGGUCCAUAUAUUACUUGAGAGGAAGGUGGAACUAACAUCUGAACUGUUUGAGCAGUUUAUUCAAAAGUUAAGCCAGCAAGCUGGGAGAUUCAACAACUCAGUAAAAUAUGCCAAGAUGGUCUUAGCUAUGCUUACAAAGUACCCAACUUAUAUAACACUCGUUCACAAGAACAUGCUGUCUCAUGUCUUGGCAAUACACACAACAUUUCUGAAGAAAUCAAUGCAGGCUGCACUGAAACAUAUUAACAUAUAACUUGUUUUAUUUUUAAUGUCGAACAUAAAUUAUUAUGCAUUGUCUUGAUUGGAGACUAUGCUUCCAAAGGUCCAGAAUCAGAAUGGAUGAUGAGCUGUUGUAAAAGUCACUAUAGUUAUUUAAAUUGAUUGUAUUCAAAUACACACAUGAAGUACAUCAUUCUCUGCUGUGCCUGCAUUUGCACCUUUCCACCACUUAGUGGUGCUGUAGCUCUCUAGUAAUCACUAUACUAAUGUAUUCAGAGAAAUUGAUACCUGCCUGUCCCAGACUUUACUGGGAAAAUAACGAGUGAGAUUAAAUAAAAAGAGAAAGAACUACAUUUGGCCAAAUUGCUUGCCCUAAGACAGGAGUUUUCUUUAAGUGUUAAUAAAUUACUGCAGUCAUUAUCUAACCACAUGAUAACAGAAUAUUCCAAAACUCUCAUGGGACUAAGUUAAAGCUGUAGGGAGUUAUGCAAAUAUUAGAGCAAGCAGUUACUGUAAACAUUAUUCCUAUGAUUAGUGGAAAGACAAACUAACACACUGAAAUUGUUAAUCAAGCAUAUUUAAGGCCAACUUUUUUUUGAGGUAUGAUGAGCCAACUAUACUUGUGAGAAUCUGGAGCCAAGAACUUCCCUCCCACAAGACUUGGUUCUCUACAGCAAAUCACUGCUGCCAUCACGUGGCGAUGUGUGUUGAGGAGGUAGGUGAAGUGAUUUGGAAAUUAAGGCACAACAAUUCAAGCAGCUGUGCUCAACAUUCAGAUUUUUGAUGGUAUUUGUACAAUUGUGAUUACUUGCUAUUAGUUUUUAAUUUCACACCUUAUUUCUCAAAAUAAAGAGUAGGACCAAAACAAGCAGAAAUAUCUUCACUCAGGGUGAUGAAUCUUUGGAUUUUUCUUGGCUAGAGCAUGAGUUCAUUCAUAACAUUGUUUUUGAAUAUUAGAAGAACCAAGGGAUUAUGGAGAUGGUACAGGAAAAUGGUGGUAAAGAUUAGCAAACUUCUUGGUGAAUAGAUCUGGCUUGAAGGGAUGAAAAGCCUGCUAUUUUUGUUCAUCUGUCUAGCUUUUCCCCACUUUGUCCAGAGUUGCUAAACCUUUAGCAGUUACACAGAAUCCUUGCAGAAACAUCACAUUGACCUUUCACACCAUGAAAAGAGUUCAAAUCCUACUGUGAAAAUGUGCAAAUGAAGGGUAAGAGGUGCCUCACAUUAGUUACUCACAUAAAAUGAGGACGCCCUUCUGGUAGCUACAUUAGAAGUUUUUGUCUGGAUUAUCCUAGAUCCCAGAAGAUAAAAUGCCUCACUAGUCGGGCAAGUCUUCCCUACAGUUAAAAUUUUUUCUGAUCAACAGGAGGACUUGUUCAGCCACAACAACAAUUAGGAGGACAUCUGAAUUUAAACCUUACAGGAAAGCAUCAUCACUUCCUUUCCCUUGUUAUAACAGCAUUGCAGAGUCCUUUCCUCAUAUUUACAGCAAUGGUUCAAACCAAUGU
Molecule: messenger RNA, 3312 nt
Organism: Pristis pectinata (smalltooth sawfish)
Lineage: Eukaryota; Metazoa; Chordata; Chondrichthyes; Rhinopristiformes; Pristidae
Gene: fance
Product: FA complementation group E
Exons: 11
Coding region: 252-1841 (529 amino acids)
Biological process (GO): interstrand cross-link repair
Cellular component (GO): Fanconi anaemia nuclear complex
Source: RefSeq, a predicted model, not a curated record